CGUAAAGGCAGGGGGCUCAACUCGCACGACUGAUGAUCGUAUGUUUGCGGAGUAACACAGCAAUGAAUUUGAAAGCCAGUCGCGGCGACGCUAGUCUGCUUACCGGUAGCGCGUAUGAUGUGAUUGCGGGUCUCAAAAUCUACAGCUUCUGAGGCGUGAGUUCUUAGCAACCGCGUUCAAGGACCUGAUUGCAGCUGUGAGCGUUGUCGAAGACCAGUGACAGAGCUUACAAAAAAGGCCGGGAUUUACAAGUUGCAAACUCGUCUUAAAAGGAGAGCACUACCUGCUCACAACAUGUUCAGCAGCCGCGUCACGUGCCAGAUGGCGCAAAAGGCAUCUGCCCGUACUUUCGCUACCGUUAGCACCGCAUCAAGGAACCACAGGAUUGUCGUAGUAGGCGCUGGUGCAGCGGGCUCUUCGAUCUCGCACCAGCUUCUACGCACCGGAAAAUUCCAGGCAGAGGAUAUCGCUGUGGUAGACCCAGCCGAAUACCACCACUACCAGCCAGGAUGGACACUUGUUGGUGGCGGCCUCAAGAACAAGGAAGACUUAAGGCGACCUCUGGCGCCAAUCCUCGAUUCUAAGUUGAAGCUCUACGCCAACAGCGUCGGUAGCUUCACACCGGAGGACAACAGCAUCACCCUCGGUAACGGUGACAGGCUCAAUUACGAGCACCUCAUUGUCGUGCCCGGCAUCAAGGUCGAUAGUUCUAGCAUCUCCGGUCUUCCAGAAGCUCUUGCCGACUCCUCGUCGAACGUUUCUACCAUCUACACCUACGAAACAUGCGACAAGGCAGCCCGCGACAUUCAGGCUUUCAAGAAGGGCACAGCGAUUUUCACACAGCCCGCAGGCGUCAUCAAGUGCGCCGGUGCACCACAGAAAGUAAUGUGGCUUGCGUGGGACCGCUGGUCCAAUGCUGGGCUGUACAAGAAGAACGACUCAAGCUCGUCCAUCGACAUCUCUUUCGCAACCGGCCUCCCAACCAUGUUCGGUGUACCCAAGUACGCUGCUGCUCUCGAGAAGUUGCGGGUUGACCGUGGUAUCGAAGGACUAUUCGCACACGAUCUAGUCUCCAUCGAUGGACAGACUGCAAUCUUCAAGACCAGCACCGGCGACAAGAUUGAAAAGAAGUUCGAUCUGCUGCACGCAGUCCCUAAGAUGGGCCCCCAUGCAUUUGUCAAGGAGAGCGCUCUGGCCGAUGCUGCAGGCUACGUCGACGUCGACAACGCCACGCUCCGUCACAAAAAGUACGCCAAUGUCUGGUCCGCGGGUGAUGCUUCGUCGCUCCCAACCUCCAAGACCGCGGCUGCGGUCACCGCACAGGCACCAAUUUUAGUUUCCAACAUUCUGAAAUCGAUUGAGAACAAGCAGCAUGAGCUCAACGCUGACUACGACGGCUACACAUCCUGCCCGCUCACAACAGGUGAGAAGGAAGUCCUGCUCGCGGAGUUCAAGUAUGGUGGUGUGCCUAAGGAAACCUUUGGACGCAUUCUUGGCCUUGAUCAGGGCGUGCCGAGGAAGGCAUUCUACUAUCUCAAGAAGGAUUUCUUCCCCUGGGUCUACCAGAACUACAUGGUGAAGGGACAGUGGGGUGGCCCGAAUGGGUUUAUGAAAUAAAGUAGUCUCACCAACGAUAGUUCUCCCAUCAUCGACCUUUCGUAUUGUCUCGCGCGUCCCCGACUCCAGGACAGGUUGACACGGCA
Messenger RNA from Boeremia exigua, 1703 nucleotides. RefSeq lists its product as uncharacterized. The record is from RefSeq and is a predicted model, not a curated record. Gene Ontology annotation, cellular component: mitochondrion. Gene Ontology annotation, molecular function: FAD binding; sulfide:quinone oxidoreductase activity. Bases 295 to 1617 code for a protein of 440 amino acids. The transcript is spliced from 2 exons. Lineage: Eukaryota; Fungi; Ascomycota; Dothideomycetes; Pleosporales; Didymellaceae.